GAUCAACACUGUUCAUACUUUCUUCCCUUUUUUAAUUUGUAUUUUUGUUUUUGUUUAUUUUUGAACUUUUUGUAUGUCGCGAACUUCUCGAUUCGCGGCGACAUUUUUUGUCGCUGUUUUGCUGGUCGUUGCUGCCGCUGAUGCCGCCCCGCGCAUUCACCAGGCGCAGCCCAAUGCUGCCAACACGGACGGCACCAGCACCACUCUCUUGAAUCUGAGUGGCGACUUUGGCGUGUCGGCUCCGGCUGCAGGCCAGUUCAAGUGCCUGUUUGGCUCCACCCAACAGCAGUCGGUGGCGGCGACCUGGAUUUCUUCGACCACUGCCACCUGCGUCCUGCCGACGCGUGCGACCCUCGUCUCGAACGGCGUCGAUGUGAUCGUCCGCAACUACCUCAACGUGCUGCUCCCAGCGCCGUUCGUCAAAAUGAGCUUGACUUUGGACAAUGGCGCGACUUUGAUCGCCAACUGGCUUCCCAUCUUCUUCCCUGUCGCUCCGGCACUCUCGACGCUUUCGCCCGACCGGUAA
Messenger RNA from Capsaspora owczarzaki ATCC 30864, 526 nucleotides. RefSeq lists its product as hypothetical. NCBI's taxonomy places the organism in Eukaryota, Filasterea, Ministeriida, Capsasporidae. Bases 74 to 526 code for a protein of 150 amino acids. The record is from RefSeq and is a predicted model, not a curated record. The transcript has a single exon.